Tripterygium wilfordii is the source of this 1635-nucleotide messenger RNA. Its product is annotated as pentatricopeptide repeat-containing protein At4g18975, chloroplastic. Gene Ontology annotation, molecular function: protein binding. The coding region runs from base 423 to 1403 and encodes 326 amino acids. The transcript has 7 exons. Lineage: Eukaryota; Viridiplantae; Streptophyta; Magnoliopsida; Celastrales; Celastraceae. The record is from RefSeq and is a predicted model, not a curated record.
UACUGGUCACGCUUCCUCACUUAAACCCCUCCGUUUUCAAUCCAAGCGAGCACAGCCCCGGCCCCCGGGUUUAACCACCACCAGCACUGAAACAUAGUCCCUCUUCUUUCAUUCGUCGUCGUCGAACAGCUGAGCUUUCUAUGCCCAAUCCGCAAUAGGGCGACUCCUUUGUCGGUCUCACGGUGGCGAACAUCUGCCAGACGCUAGGAAGCAUAAACCCCUGCAACAAUAGUGUCUUCACAUCAUUGUCUCUGUGUCUUCGCGUCUUCGUUUCUGCAUUUGCAACUCUUUGGCUUCUUCGCCUCUCUCUCCAGUCUUCCUCCUCGUCAUUCAAUUCUCAAGGCCGAACCAAACCCUGAUUUCUUAAAAAUCAAGGUUUCUCCUUCGAUUAUUGGGUUAUUUUUUACCAAUUCCGAUCGGGUAUGUCAUCUAUUUUCUCCAUGUUGGGUUUGCCAUACAGAAAAAUAAGCAAUACAGAAAAAUAUGCACGAUACGGAUUCCGUACCUUACAAUAUUUCUACCAAUCCCGAUACACCCAUGCUAUACACACGGAAUCCUUCAAAACCGGUACCAUGCGUAUACCAAUUGAGGUAUGCGGAUUAGGUCGAGUUGGAGUUUGUAGGGGUCAGGUUCUGAAUUCUUGUUACAGUACGUCUGUGCAAGCUCAAAUAUCUAACCAGAACAAUAGUACUAUGCAAUCGAUUGAGGAUGUUGGAGGUGCAAGGAAACACCAAAUUGGGGAAAAUGUCUCGAGAAAGGAUAAGAUUCACUUUCUUGUGAACACACUACUUGAUCUAAAGGAUAGUAAAGAAUCUGUUUAUGGUGCUCUUGAUGCCUGGGUAGCGUGGGAGAAAAACUUCCCUAUUGCAUCACUUAAGAAGGCUUUGCUUGCUUUGGAGAAGGAACAGCAGUGGCAUAGGGUUGUUCAGGUUAUUAAAUGGAUGCUAAGCAAGGGGCAGGGAACUACCAUGGGAACGUAUGAGCAAUUAAUACGUGCUUUAGAUAUGGAUCACAGAGCAGAAGAGGCCCACAUGUUUUGGGAAAAGAAAAUUGGCAUGGAUCUACAUUCAGUGCCUUGGCAGUUGUGCAAGCUCAUGAUAUCUGUUUACUACCGGAAUAACAUGCUACAGAAUCUUAUAAAGCUUUUUAAGGGCCUUGAAGCUUUUGAUCGUAAACCUCCAGAAAAAUCAAUUGUGCAGAAAGUGGCAGAUGCAUAUGAGGUGUUGGGCAUGCUUGAUGAGAAAGAGAGGGUGUUAGUGAAGUACGACGAUCUUUUCAUAGAAACAGCGAAAGGAAGCCCCAAGAAAUCUAGAAUUGCAUCUAAGAGAAAGAAUAAAUCAGUUAAUUUUGUUUGUGAUUUCAGUGGACAGAAAAGACGUGUCAACCUUGAACAAUGUCAGUAGCGCUGCUAGUGGUGUACCAUGAUGCAAGGAUUAUAGAACGAAACAUGAGCAGCAAAGAAAGAAGCAGCCAUGCUUAAAAAAGUGCUGAAGAUUUUUUGUAUGGAAAAUUAAUCUUGACUGGUCAGGAACAUCUUCAAUGGAUUUUGAAUAUUUCUUGUGGCAACGCUAUUCCAUGUUUCACCUGUUCAACAUAUCAUGCAUUGGCCCAACCUUUGUUGAGCAUUUAAAAUUA